UUAGUUCCCAAACAACUGAGUGUAAAAGGUACACUGACAGUUCAGAACUGUGAAACGAAGCAAUACUUCACAUUGAAUAAUGACCAAAUAGCCAUCUUAGCUGUAAUAGGCACCAUGGCACUUCUCCUAAUUAUAGGAACAUCUCUAGACGUUAUUACUCGAAUCAGGCAAGGAAAUGAUCCUGAACCUUUGUCCAUCACAAAAAAAAUGUAUUACAAAUUCCUGGUGUGUUUCUCCGUGUACAGCAACUACCUAAAAUUAAUCAACGUAAAAACUAACGAAAAUAACCGACACCUUGGUGCAGUCAACGGACUCCGAUUUAUUACAGUCACGUGGGUUAUUGUCGGUCACACCUAUCUUUACGCUGACUAUAAUAUGAUGAAGCAAGCAAACAGAUUACAAUUUCUACCUCCUGAUUUUCCUUUCCAAGUCAUUGCUAAUUCCAUGUUAACUGUGGAUACUUUCAUCCUCAUGAGUGGUAUGCUGGUCACAUAUAGUAUUCUCAAAGCUCAAGAGAAGAGGAAAGGUCUCAACAUUCCUAUGUAUAUAUUCCACCGUUUCUGGAGACUUACUCCUCCGUAUGCCAUGAUGAUAGCAUUCCUGAUCCUCAGCCCCAUCUUGGCUUCUGGUCCCGUGUGGAAAAUAACUCUGGAUCCCUUGAUAAAGAACUGCAAAGCUAACUGGUGGACAAAUCUUUUAUAUGUCAACAACUAUGUUAAUGCAUACGAUUUCUGUCUGGAACAUACGUGGUAUCUAGCAGUGGACAUGCAGUUACAUAUUCUGGGCCUGUUUGUCCUGUUGCCUCUAAUAAAAUGGCCUAAACUUGCAGCUGUUGUGGGCGUCAUCAUAACUGUUGGCUUUUCCGCUGUUGCUGCUAUAGUAAAUUUGAUUCAUGAUUUGCCGCCAAGUCCACUUGGUCUUUUCCCAGAUCCCGAUGAUAGAGUUUAUGUCGAAGUACCGAAUUAUUUUAAACCUUACGGUCACGUUGGACCUUACUUCGUUGGCGUACUUCUCGGUUACAUUCUGGUCAAAAAGCCCAAAAUACAGAUACCUUUGUCUCUCAAUAUUGCCGGGUGGAUAUUCUUUACUGCAUUGGAGCUGACUAACAUCUACGGAGCCUACCCCUGGAACAAUGGCAAUGUCCCAGGACCAUCAGUUUCCGCUUUGUAUGCAGGCACAUCAAAAACAGUCUGGGCUUUGGGCAUCUUUUGGGUACUUUUUGUAUGCAUCACGGGUAAUGGAGGAAUUGUAAAUCGCAUACUUUGCUGGAAAUUUUGGAUCCCCAUGGCCCGGUUAUCUUACGUAUUCUAUCUCGUCCAUCCUUUAGUCAUCUGGGUUCAUGAAGCUUUUGCCCAUACAAAAAUGUACACCAGCCAUUAUUUUUGGAUAUAUAGCAUGUUAGGUCACUACAUGGUUUCCAUGGUUCUAGCCCUCAUCAUUAGCUUGUCCUUCGAAGCACCGUUCUUGGCCAUGGAAAAGAUAAUCUUCGGCGGUGGAGGUGGACGAGGAGAAAGUCGAGCUGAGGACAACCGAAAUGGCAACAAGAGGGGCCAUUCCACGCCUCCAGCCAAGAAAGUUCCAGAGCUGCCCUCAUACGAUUCAGAAAUGAGAUCGCGAACCUUUAGCACAAACACCAAGCAGCCCACCACUGAUGGCCAUAACAACGGUGUGUAUAGAAAUGGCAGUGAAGGUCUUUACAGAGCCACGAGAGAAAAUGGAGUUGGUCAGUACAGAAAUGGGGUAGACAAUGGCUCUUUUUGUCGACUAUGAAGAAAACGAUAAAAGAACUGCAAAUUUUCACAGUGACUUCUUAAAUAUAUUCAGGCGUUAGAAACCAUCUAUGUUAGACUACAUUUUUUGUAUAUUAAUCUCAUACGCAGCAUCGCAUUACUCUUAAAUAUGUUGUGCAAUAUUUUACGUGGCACGUAAGGGUAAAAUGUUUGUGCAUCAAUUAUAAAGUUAUUUUUGACGUUCACAUUGAGGAAAUGAAGUGUAAAUGACAGUAGUGUCAUACAGAGAAAUAGAACUAAAAUCUUACAUUCUUCGUAGUGAUAGAAAGCAAAAGAAAUAAAGCAAAGAAGUAAGUCCUUUGUAAAAUAAAAAAUUAUUGCUUCGUCAAGUACCUUACUUUUACUUUCAAUUUAUUUACUUUCGUUGAUCAAUAUUUUAGGUAAGGAAUUAUUGUGAUAUAAACUCAUCAGAUAAAAAAGGCUUAUUUAAAACGUUGCCUAUCUUUUUGUAGACAUUAGUACAUGUCAUUUGUUAUUGAUAUAGUAUCAAAAACUGAUUUCAUUAGCAGCAGCUGAUAAACAAAUAAUUUAAAGGCUACAUGGAAGAACGUGAACAUUUUUAAAGAAGCGAGUUUUACAUUACUUAAAACCUUCUUAAUGAUGCAUUGGUUUCUUCUUUUUAGCUGAUUUCAGUUGCUCACAAUUUAAAAAAUUGGAUUUAAUUUCAAUUUACACUGGAAAUUAAUACCGCAUAAGCAAUUAGUUUAAAAUAUACGAGCAAAAUACCAUAGAAGCUAGUUAUAAAAACUCUAUUUGACAUAGAACAAAUAUAAUGCACGUUUGGAAAUGUUUUUCAUGGAAAAAAUAACUCUACCAAAUAUUCCAUAAAUUUAUAUUUUAAAAAGUGGUAUAUGUAUAGUUUGAUUGAAAUAUUAAAAGUUUAGCUGAUAGUGCUGAAACUAUAGUGUAUUUAUUUCUGUAGAAAACAUGUUCGAAAUGUCAUAUGGAUGUUUAGAAGUGCGGUAUGCUUUAGAUAUUGAUUUCUCGGAGAUUUGUAUGUUGCUUAAAAGGAAUUUCUAAAACCCUUUUAAUUAUGCCUUAUUACUAAAUAAUAUUUAUUAACAUUCUAAUUAAUUUUUCGUAUUUCUUUUUUUAAUGUCUAUCAAAUUUGUUUGGAAUGACAUAAACUAAGAAUUCGAAUUUUCCUUUUAUUAUUUAACCCUGCGUUAGGCGCUACGUUUGUAUUGCACAAUUAAACGCGGGAGUCACAGGUGUCACCCACCUAUUAAAGUAUAUCUAGAAUAAGGAAAAUCAUUUUUAUGCUAUUGCCUCCCCAAGAAGCACCAACAAUUAAUGCUUAGCUGCUGAACGGCGCGACUUCGAAGAUGAACACAAAGGGCUGCAAACCUGCGACAAAUAUCACUGGGGACACCUGUCAGCCAAGCGCUUAAUCUAGGGUUAAUUAGUGCUCCAGGUUUGAAUAAGCAUAGGGACCAUCCCAAAUAUAUUUGCUGUUUAUUUAAUUUAUUAUUAUUGUUAUUUUUUGCAGUGCGACUUCUUUACUGUAAACUACAUAUUCGGUAUGCGAUUCAUUUCCCAGCUAUUGUUUGACAAUAGAAGGGCAUUAAUUUUAUUUUUCUCGAUUGUUUCCCCAUUUUAGAGUUAUGAUAUGAAGCAACUAAUUUACAUUUGGAAAUUAGUUGUAGUAAGAAAGGAUCGUAUUUUAUUUUGAUAGUUAAAGAUAUUGAUCUUUUUGCUGUUUCUCUCUACCACACACACACAGUUUCUGAAUAGGUCUUAGGAACCAAACCAUAUAGGCUGUCUGGCGCCUAUUGAGUCCAAUUAGCAUGAAUAUACCGCAUUAGUCUCUUUUAAACUUUUUAUAUGACUUUCAAACAUUGACUGGUCAAAAAUUCAAAUUUAUAUAAUCAUUCUUGUCAAGCAAAAACUAUCUACGCCUCAGAACUACUAAAUUAUUUAAAAAUCACAUUUAAAACUUCAUCGUCUUUUUUGUUUCUAUAGCGUAGUUUUGCGUAUAUACACAUAAAGGUAUCAAUUUAAUAACGUCAUUUAUAAUUUUUUCAGUAGCCCUUUCAAAAAAGAGAUAUUCCAGUUUAAGAAUUGAGCUUUUAAUGUAACUUCUUAGAAACGUAACAUUAUUUCGUUAAACAGAUGGAAGGGAAAAGUUCUUACUUUCACCACUCCCAUCUGUAUGUAAACUGAAAAUUAAUAAAAUAAUCCUUAUUUCUGAAUUAAAGACCAGUAUAAACCUUUCCAUUUCAGCAUAUCUCAAAUAUAUUGUAGAGUGUUUUUACGUUUCUGUAGUUUUGCAUUAAAUCUUGACUCUUUGAUAUCGUUCUUUCGUUUCAUAUUAUACACAAUUUUUGCAAACUUCACAAAAAAUCACUCUUUUAUUUAUUUAUUUUACACAACAGUUUUACUGUACCGAAAUAUUGCUCUUCAGUAAAUUAAAGGAAAAAUAUCUGCAAUUAAGCAAACUUGGUUUUUAAAUGCUCAUAAAACUCACUUCAGUAUAUUUAAUAAAUUAUCAUGGUUACGUGAAGAAUGACGACUAUGUCAUUUACAUAUUUUUGUAUAUAGCUAAAAAUUAUAUACAUAUAGUGUAUAUGUAUACACACACAUUACAUGUACUGGAAUCUUUUAAUUUUAUAUACUUAUCAUUUUUAUACUUUUCAAUGUUAU
Molecule: messenger RNA, 4433 nt
Organism: Stegodyphus dumicola
Lineage: Eukaryota; Metazoa; Arthropoda; Arachnida; Araneae; Eresidae
Product: nose resistant to fluoxetine protein 6-like
Molecular function (GO): acyltransferase activity, transferring groups other than amino-acyl groups
Source: RefSeq, a predicted model, not a curated record